Molecule: messenger RNA, 1362 nt
Organism: Ruditapes philippinarum (Manila clam)
Lineage: Eukaryota; Metazoa; Mollusca; Bivalvia; Venerida; Veneridae
Product: ubiquitin carboxyl-terminal hydrolase-like
Exons: 9
Coding region: 47-736 (229 amino acids)
Biological process (GO): protein deubiquitination; ubiquitin-dependent protein catabolic process
Cellular component (GO): cytoplasm
Molecular function (GO): cysteine-type deubiquitinase activity
Source: RefSeq, a predicted model, not a curated record
GUAAUAGACCACUUUGCGACAGUGACCGGCAAAAUCGAAAACAAGAAUGUCUGGUGAUAAAAAACAACGAUGGGUGCCUUUGGAAUCAAAUCCAGAGGUUUUAAACAAGUAUGUGCACAAUUUAGGUGUGUCUAAUGACUGGGAUUUUGUAGAUGUGUAUGGUUUAGAUCCAGAAUUGUUGAUGAUGGUGCCUCGUCCAGUCAUUGCAGUCAUGCUUCUCUAUCCAAUCACAGACCAGUCGGAAAAUCCUGAUAACAAGAUAGGCGAUCAGAAGGAGACAGCAGACGGUGUUUACUACAUGAAACAGACAGUUGGUAAUGCCUGCGGUACUGUUGCCGUGAUACAUGCCCUCGCUAACAAUAGAGAUAAUAUCAAGUUUGAAGACAACAAACAUUUUAACAAGUUUCUAGAGGAAACAUUAGGAAAAGAACCAGCGGAGAUUGCAAAAUUGCUAGAGAAUGAUACGGAAAUGGGUGCAGCGCAUGAAGGUAGCGCACAGGAAGGUCAGACCGAGGCCCCAUCAAGAGAUGACAAAAUAAAUACCCAUUUUAUUGCCUUUGUUUGUAAAGGCUCUGAACUUUAUGAACUUGACGGUAGAAAAACUGGACCAGUAUUACAUGGAAAAACAACCCCAGACACUUUACUUGAGGACACUGUUGAAGUUGUGAGGAAGUUUAUGGCUCGUGACCCAGCACAGAUGAACUUUACACUGAUGGCACUAGCUAAAGUCUCCUAGAUGUUUCACAAUCAGCAUACAAUCAGCUUGUGUUCUGUUGCAAUAUGCAGACUGUUGCAAUAUGCAGACUCGUUAUUUUAUACUUUUAUAAAGUGUUCAUAUACUUCAACAAACGAAAAAAAGACAUAAACUGUUUCAGUUAUUAUAAUUAUAGUAAUAAAUAUAAUAUUUCAAACAAGUGCUGUGCUAAAGUGUAAAAUUACACCUGAAGCAAGCUUUAUUGUUAAUACAGCCUAUGGAAAUUUUUUUUUGCUCUGAAAUCGUUCUCUUAAUUAUACAUACCACUUUAUAUUUGAAUUGAUUAAUAAAUUUGUAUGUAUAAAUAUUGUAUAUUUCUAAUUUUAGUUAUAAAACAUGUGGUAUUAAAAAUUGUCAGUGUUACUAAUUAUAUAAAUGAGGUAUAUACAUGAAAGUAAAGAAUCACAUGUUAUUACAUGUAUGGUAACUGAGAUACCAUAAACAUUGGAAAUCUUCAGUUUUUAUAUCUGUCCAUUAAAUGUAUUUAUAGGACUAUAGAAUGAUGUUUAUGUUAGAUAUAAACUUCACCAAGGUUAUUUCAGUUUAACUUAAUCAAGGUUAUUUUGGUAUACAUUGUGAUAAGAAAAUAGAAAUAUAGCUUAAAUAGA